Nothobranchius furzeri (turquoise killifish) is the source of this 3150-nucleotide messenger RNA. Lineage: Eukaryota; Metazoa; Chordata; Actinopteri; Cyprinodontiformes; Nothobranchiidae. The record is from RefSeq and is a predicted model, not a curated record.
CUGGAUGUGGGAUUACCGAGGAUUACACUCUCUCCCUGCCUGAUUGGAUUAAAGAGCAAUGAGCCUCUGUCAGGACAAAACACGCAAGGACACGAAUCAAAUGUUGCACUUUUAAGUGUUUAAAGUAAUGCAGUUGAAUAACAAUUUUGAGUUGCCACCUGAAGAAUGCGCCGAUCAGCAGCUCCCAGUCAGCUUUUGGGCAAUGCAACGAAAAAACCUCGCUUUGCACCACCAGGAGCUACUGGUUUGUUUCUUAGACCAGAAUCCAAACCUUCGGCCUCAAAACUCAGUCUAGACAACGCACCCGAUAAGAUCCAGAAAAGUCUUUUGACACCAGUAGAGAACAAAACAUCACUUGAUGUCAGGCCCAAACCCAGCCACACUUCUCCAGCUUUGUCCAAGGCGCUGGCUCGAGUUCUCGGUGCAACAGAGAUUAAAGAAAAUGAAGCAGAAACAAAUGAUCCAAGCUCUCGAUCAGAAGGUUGUACAGAAAACAAAACUCUAUCAGGAAGAAACCAAAGUCCCACAUUGACUCGUGGAGAUCUUCAGACGCCUCAGCAUCGUGCUUCUGGAGCUGCAGGUUCAGACUCCGCCUGCAGUAAGGAUGGAGUUCGUUACUUCAGUGUGGUUUGGUGUAAGGCCAGUAAGAAGAAACACAAGCGCUGGGAGGGCGAUGCAGUACUGAUCACAAGAGGACGCUCCGUCUCGCUCAAAGAUAUGGAAGGGAAGGACAUUGGAAAGGGAAGUGGCUACAAGGUGUCGCAGCUGGCCUCGCUGUCUGAGGGAGAAAUGCUGAUGAUCGGAGGAAAAGAGGUGGAGGUGAUGGGAGUUAUUUCUGCUGACGACUUUGCCAAGGGCCGUUGUUUCCAGGACAUCCAAACAGAUCAAGCAGAGUCUGCUACGAAGCCCGCUCCACCUCUUGGCUCGGCCUCCAAACCGUUCUUCCCCCCUACAACGUUGGGACGAGCAGGGCGUCCAGAGCCCAAGCCAGAGGAGGAACAAACCUGCCGUCCUCGUCACAACCCGCUCGCUCCAGGUGCUCUAGUGAUGCCCCGCCCCUCCUCCAACCACCAGUGGCUUCACAAUAAAGCAGCACUUCCUGUAGUUGAUGUAGUUGUCGACACACACCUGACCACACACCUGCGACCCCACCAGAGAGAGGGCCUCCUCUUCCUCUACGAGUGUGUUAUGGGCAUGAGAGCUGCGGGUCGCUACGGUGCCAUCCUGGCUGACGAGAUGGGACUGGGGAAGACCCUUCAGAGCGUGUCCCUGGCCUGGACGCUGCUCAAACAGGGACCUUAUGGUGGGAAACCAGUUGUGAGGCGUGUUCUUGUGGUCACACCUGGCAGCCUUGUGCAGAACUGGAAAGCAGAGUUCACCAAGUGGCUGGGUCGUGAGCGAAUCAGCGUUUUUACCGUGGAUCAGGAGCACAGAGUGGAGCAGUUUGUGUCGUCUCCUCUUCACAACGUUCUUGUCAUCAGCUAUGAAAUGCUGCUGCGCUGCCUGGAGCAGGUGCAGAAAGUGGAGUUUGGUCUCGUCAUUUGUGACGAGGGUCACCGGCUGAAGAACAGCAGCAUUAAAACGUCAUCUGCUCUCAGCAGCCUCACCUGUCAGCGUCGAGUCAUUCUCACAGGGACGCCCGUCCAAAACGACCUGCAGGAGUUCUACGCUAUUAUCGAGUUUGUUAACCCGGGGAUUCUUGGGUCAGCCACUGCGUACAGAAAAGUGUAUGAGGAGCCCAUUCUCUGCUCCAGACAGCCAUCCUGCACAGAGGAGGAGAGAGUUCUGGGAGAGGAACGAGCGACUGAACUCUCCCGCCUCACCGGCAUGUUCAUUCUGAGGAGGACGCAAGAGAUCAUCAACCGCUACCUGCCGCCUCGUCUGGACUGGACCUUGUUCUGUGAGCUGUCUCCUCUGCAGCAGCACCUGUACAAGCACCUGCUCUGCCACCGAGUCUUCAGAACCUGCCUUCAGGGCUCGGGUCAGACCAACACACACCUGGCCUGCAUCACUGCACUGAAGAAGCUCUGUAACCAUCCUGGUUUGCUCCACAUCACCAUGAAGGAGAGAACGGACCGUGGAAAUGUGGAGAGUUCUUUAUAUGAGGGCCUUGCAGAUCUCUUCCCAGAAUCCUACUCUUCUGCAGGAUUCAGUACCGCUGAUUCUGGAAAACUGAUGGUUCUUUCAGACCUGCUGAGUGCAAUCAGACAGCUCAGCCCUUCAGACAGGGUGGUUCUGGUGUCGAACUACACUCAGACUCUGGACUUGCUCCAGGACCUGUGCGUACACAUGGGCUACACAUUCUGUCGGCUGGAUGGCCACACCCCCACCAGCCAGCGACAGCGACUGGUCGACAGUUUUAACAGUCCCUACUCGCAGAACUUCCUGUUUCUGCUGAGCUCUAAAGCAGGCGGGGUGGGGCUUAAUCUGAUCGGCGCUUCCCAUCUGGUCUUGUACGACAUCGACUGGAACCCUGCCAACGACAUCCAGGCCAUGGCUCGAGUGUGGAGAGAUGGACAGAAAAAGACGGUGCACAUUUACCGUCUCCUCACUGCAGGCACGAUCGAGGAGCGCAUAUUCCAGAGGCAGGUGUCCAAACAGGGGCUAUCGGGGACUGUGGUUGAUUUGGGAAAAGGGGCGGAGCACACAAGCUUCUCCACCAACGAACUCCAGGAUCUUUUCAGCCUGUCCGACACGCCGUGUUUGACUCACGACCUGUUGACCUGUGGCUGCAGCACGGAUGGUUCAGUCAGCGAUGUGGUGGUGGAAGAGGCGGAGCCUGUCUCUGAUAGACCGUGCCAGCUCGGUCGUCAAGGUGACCGUAGGGGGGCGGCACAGAAGCCUCUGAGUAUGUCUGAGCUCAUGCAGUGGAGACACUUCUCUGGUGACACACACACCUUCUCAGACCCGUACCUCGAUCACGCACGAAGCCACAUCUCCUUCGCCUUCCAGACCACCGUCUCUCACGCGUCCCAGUAAACACUUCGCUGCAUUUUUGUUCGGAUUCUUCAUGAUUUUCCCACACGAUGCCAUUUCCAACAGUGUUUAAUAGAGAAAUCUUCAGUCGUAACCUAAACUUUUCCCAUUUUUCUUUACUUAUUUGAUGUAAUUUAAUGUAAAAUUUCUAAAAAUAAAUGUUUUUCUAAAGGA